Molecule: messenger RNA, 10382 nt
Organism: Brienomyrus brachyistius
Lineage: Eukaryota; Metazoa; Chordata; Actinopteri; Osteoglossiformes; Mormyridae
Product: probable ubiquitin carboxyl-terminal hydrolase FAF-X
Exons: 46
Coding region: 690-8387 (2565 amino acids)
Biological process (GO): protein deubiquitination; cell migration
Cellular component (GO): nucleus; cytosol
Molecular function (GO): cysteine-type deubiquitinase activity; cysteine-type endopeptidase activity
Source: RefSeq, a predicted model, not a curated record
AGCGCCUCUCUGAUUGCUGGUGUAGCACAGAGGAGUGAGAGAAGGCUGCACUGUGACAACGUACUGGGCUGGGACUGCAGAUGUUCUGUGCAAUUUCCUAACACUCCGGGCAAGUUCAAUUCACCCAUUUUCAGGAGGCUCGUUAUUUUUUUCUUUCCAGUGGCUAAAGAAGGAUCGGAAAAUCUACAUACGGUGUCGGUUGUUAUUAAAGCGACGUUUCAGCCAGCAGCUGCGAUGCCGCCAUGUUGAAGCGAAGUAUUAGUGAGUGACUGGUUGGGACUGAACUGACAAGCGAGCGGAGCAGAGACUGUGGGGAGGGGGCUGCUGCUGUAGCUGGUGACGCAGGAAAAACACCUAAGAGCAGACAAAAAACGGGGAGGAAGAACAUUUUAAUAGACUGGUUACAUGCAAGAAAGCUUUGUAUGAGAUACAUGGAAGAAUUUCUGGAAUAAUUAGUGAACAGAGAGGAAGUCAAUUCCUGGUGAGCGGCUAUUUACCCUGCUAACCACCUCAGCUAGCUAUAGUGCUUUGGUUAUGCAAUGGUCUCUGCAAAACAUCUUGUGCUCCAGGUGGUGCUCUCACACACAGACGCUUGCCGGUUCUCUGUCGUGGUUGACGAGGUGUUGAUUUCCUCCCUCGCCAUAACGACAUAAGCGGUCAAAAUUGCAAAGGUCUGCCCUGUGUCGAGUAUGACUGCCACGACCCGCGGCUCUCCCGUGGGGGGCAAUGACAGCCAGGGCCAGGCUCCGGAUGGCCAGUCUCAGCCCCCACUGCCCCAGAACCAGACAUCGUCCCCCAGCUCCUCGAAUGAGAACUCCCCCAUGAGCCCUCCAGAUGAGCAGGGUCAGGGGGAUUCCCCCCCGCAGACAGAAGAGGAGGAACCUGCCUUCCCCCACACGGACCUGGCCAAGCUAGAUGACAUGAUCAACCGGCCUCGCUGGGUGGUUCCAGUUUUACCAAAGGGCGAGUUGGAGGUUCUUCUUGAGGCUGCUAUAGAUCUCUGUAAAAAAGGACUGGAUGUCAAGUGUGAAGCAUGUCAGAGGUUUUUUCGGGAUGGCUUGACAAUUUCCUUCACGAAAAUUCUCACCGACGAGGCAGUGAGCGGCUGGAAAUUUGAGAUUCAUAGGUGUAUUAUAAACAACACUCACCGCCUGGUGGAGCUUUGUGUGGCCAAGCUCUCUCAGGACUGGUUCCCUCUUCUUGAGCUGCUGGCCAUGGCAUUGAACCCCCACUGCAAGUUUCACAUCUACAAUGGCACACGACCCUCUGAGACUGUGCCGGCGGGGGUGCAGCUGGCGGAGGAUGAGCUCUGCGCCCGUCCACCAGACCCACGCUCUCCCAAGGGCUGGCUGGUGGAUUUAAUAAACAAAUUUGGCACGUUAAACGGGUUUCAAACACUGCAUGAUCGCUUUAUGAGCGGCCAAGCCUUGAAUGUUCAGGUCAUCGCAGCGCUUAUUAAGCCUUUCGGGCAGUGUUAUGAGUUUCUUACGUUGCACACGCUGAAGAAGUACUUUCUUCCAGUUAUAGAAAUGGUUCCACAGUUUCUAGAAAACCUCACCGAUGAGGAAUUGAAAAAGGAAGCCAAGAACGAAGCCAAAAACGAUGCAUUGUCAAUGAUAAUCAAGUCGUUGAAGAACCUUGCUUCACGGGUACCGGGGCAAGAGGAGACCGUAAAAAAUUUAGAGAUUUUUAGGUUAAAAAUGAUUCUUAGGUUAUUGCAAAUUUCUUCCUUCAAUGGCAAAAUGAACGCACUAAAUGAAGUCAACAAGGUGAUAUCGAGCGUUUCCUAUUACACCCACCGGCACGGCAGUCCUGAAGAAGAGGAGUGGCUCACGGCUGAACGCAUGGCAGAAUGGAUCCAACAGAACCACAUCCUGUCCAUUGUGCUCAGAGACAGCCUCCACCAGCCACAGUAUGUGGAGAAACUGGAGAAGAUCCUCCGCUUUGUCAUUAAGGAGAAGGCUUUGACACUCCAAGACCUGGACAACAUCUGGGCAGCUCAGGCUGGAAAGCACGAAGCUAUUGUGAAGAAUAUGCAUGAUCUCCUGGCAAAGCUGGCCUGGGAUUUUUCUCCCGAGCAGCUUGAUCAUCUCUUUGAUUGUUUCAAGGCAAGUUGGACAAAUGCCAGCAAAAAGCAGCGAGAGAAGUUGCUGGAGCUGAUACGUCGCCUUGCUGAGGAUGAUAAAGAUGGGGUGAUGGCCCACAAAGUGUUAAACUUACUGUGGAACCUGGCCCACAGUGACGAUGUUCCUGUGGACAUCAUGGACCAGGCCCUGAGUGCCCACAUCAAGAUCCUGGAUUACAGCUGCUCACAAGACAGAGACACACAGAAAAUCCAGUGGAUAGAUCGCUUCAUUGAAGAGCUGAGAACCAACGACAAAUGGGUGAUUCCUGCAUUGAAGCAAAUCCGGGAAAUCUGCAGUUUAUUUGGGGAGGCUCCACAGAACCUAAGAAAGAAAAUACCUUUUAACAUAGAAAAGAACUUAGUGGGUCAGACACAGAGAAGUCCUCACGUAUUUUAUCGACAUGACCUGAUUAACCAGCUGCAGAACAACCACGCGCUGGUCACCCUGGUGGCUGAAAACCUGUCGGCUUACAUGGAAGGCAUGAGGCAGUUCGCUAAAGAGCACUUGGAGUACGACCCCCAGACGGUCCACUUGGGCAGCCGCUACAGCCAUGUGCAGGAGGUCCAGGAAAGACUCAACUUCUUGAGGUUUCUGCUGAAGGAUGGGCAGUUGUGGCUGUGUGCACCUCAAGCCAAACAGAUCUGGAAAUGCCUGGCAGAGAAUGCCGUGUUCCUGUGUGACCGCGAGGCCUGCUUCAAAUGGUACUCCAAGCUGAUGGGGGACGAGCCGGAUCUGGACCCGGACAUUAACAAAGACUUUUUCGAAAACAAUGUUCUGCAACUGGACCCGUCGCUCCUGACGGAAAAUGGCAUGAAGUGUUUUGAGCGCUUUUUCAAGGCGGUGAAUUGCAGGGAAGGGAAGUUGGUGGCUAAACGGAGGGCCUACAUGAUGGACGAUCUGGAACUGAUUGGGCUGGAUUACCUGUGGAGGGUGGUGAUACAAGGAAGUGAUGACAUUGCCAGCAGAGCAAUAGACUUACUGAAAGAGAUUUAUACAAACCUUGGGCCAAAGCUGCAAGUCAACCAGGUUGAGAUUCAUGAAGACUUCAUCCAGUCUUGUUUCGACCGGUUGAAAGCCUCCUAUGACACCCUGUGUGUUCUGGAUGGAGACAAAGACAGCAUUAAUUGUGCCAGGCAGGAGGCCAUCCGCAUGGUGAGAGUAUUAACAGUCCUGAGAGAGUACAUCAAUGAGUGUGACAGUGACUACCAUGAAGAGAGAACUAUACUGCCAAUGUCAAGGGCAUUUCGAGGCAAGCACAUCACGCUUAUCGUGCGGUUCCCCAACCAAGGCCGGCAGGUGGAUGACCUAGAUAUCUGGUCUCACACAAAUGACACAAUUGGCUCAGUGCGACGCUGUAUCUUGACCCGGAUAAAGGCCAACAGCGCUCACACAAAAAUUGAACUCUUCAUUGGCGGGGAGAUGGUGGAUCCGGCUGAUGACAAGAAGUUAAUUGGACAGCUCAACCUCAAGGACAAAACGCUGAUCACAGCCAAGCUCACCCAGAUUAGUUCAAAUAUGCCUUCAAGUCCUGACAGCUCUUCUGAUUCUUCAACUGGGUCCCCUGGAAACCAUGGAAAUCACUAUAGUGAUGGACCCAACCCUGAGGUGGAAAGUUGUCUUCCAGGCGUGAUUAUGUCCCUGCAUCUGCGCUACAUUUCGUUCCUGUGGCAAGUGGCAGAUCUAGGGUGUAGUCUGAACAUGCCGCUACUCAGGGAUGGAGCACGCGUCCUCAUGAAGCUCAUGCCUCCAGAUACCACUACAGUGGAGACCUUGCGAGCCAUCUGCCUGGACCACGCCAAGCUGGGAGAUACCAGCCUUAGCCCAACCCUGGAUUCGCGUUUCUUUGGUCCUUCAGCAUCUCAAGUGCUUUAUCUGACGGAGGUUGUCUAUGCGCUGCUCAUGCCUGCCAGUGGCACUCUUGGGGAAGAUGCCAGUGAUUUCCAGUACAACUUCUUAAAAAGUGGUGGGCUGCCCCUUGUUCUGAGCAUGCUGACCAGGAACAACUUCCUCCCAAAUGCUGACAUGGAGACGAGGCGGGGAGCAUACCUGAACUCCCUGAAAAUAGCUAAACUCUUAUUGACGGCGGUUGGCUUUGGCCACGUGAAGGCCGUGGCAGAAGCCUGUCAACCGGCUGGGGAAGGAACUGUGUCACCAAUAAACCAGGCUACCCAUGACCAGGCUUUGGUUCUUCAGAGUGCACUCCAGAGCAUUCCCAACCCAUCCUCUGAGUGCAUGCUGCGUAACGUUGCCAUCCGGUUAGCCCAGCAAAUCUCUGAUGAGAACUUCUUCCAAGCUUCUAAGUAUAUCCCAGACAUCUCCGUGAUAAGGGCCGUGCAGAAGGUCAUCUGGGCUUCUGGCUGUGGGUCAGUGCAGCUGGUCUUCAGCUCCAAUGAGGAGAUCAGCAAGAUAUAUGAGAAGACCAAUGCAGGGAACGAGCCAGACGGAGAGGACGAGCAGGUGUGCUGUGAGGCUCUGGAGGCGAUGACACUCUGCUUUGCCCUCAUUCCCACGGCUUUGGACACACUCAGCAAAGAGAAGGCCUGGCAGACUUUCAUCAUCGACUUGCUGCUGCACUGCCAGAGCAAGUCUGUUCGUCAGAUGGCUCAGGAACAGUUUUUCCUCAUGGCCACGAGGUGUUGCAUGGGACAUAGACCACUCCUGUUCUUCAUCACCCUUCUUUUCACUGUUUUAGGUAGCACUGCAAAAGAGAGAGCCAAACACGCGGGGGAUUACUUCACUUUGUUAAGGCACUUACUCAACUACGCUUACAACAGCAGUAUAAACCUACCCAACGCUGAAGUUUUGCUGAACAAUGAGAUCGACUGGUUGAAAAGAAUCAAGGAUGAAGUUAAAAGGACCGGAGAGACUGGUCUGGAGGAAACCAUUCUUGAAGGCCAUCUUGGGGUUACGAAGGAGCUGUUGGCGUUCCAAACACCGGAGAAGAAGUACUACAUGGGCUGUGAAAAGGGAGGUGCCACCCUGAUUAAAGAGCUGAUCGAUGACUUCAUCUUCCCGGCAUCCAACGUCUACCUGCAGUACAUGAAGAGUGGGGAGUUCCCGGCCGAGCAGGCCAUCCCCGUGUGUGGCACCCCCGCCACCAUCAACGCCGCCUUCGAGCUGCUGGUGGCGCUCGCUGUCAGCUGUGUGCGGAACCUCAAACAGAUUGUGGACACCUUGACUGACAUGUAUUAUUUAGGUGGGGAAGCUCUUAGCGAAUGGGAGUACUUGCCACCUGUGGGCCCACGGCCCACCAAAGGCUUUGUGGGUCUGAAGAACGCGGGGGCCACCUGCUACAUGAACUCCGUGAUACAGCAGCUCUACAUGAUCCCACCUAUCAGGAACGGCAUCCUGGCCAUCGAGGGCACGGGCACCGACGUGGAUGACGACAUGUCUGGGGACGAGAAGCAGGACAACGAGAGCAAUGUGGAUCCCCGGGACGAGGUUUUCAGCUAUCACAAUCAAUUUGAAGACAAGCCUUCCUCAAAUAAAUCGGAAGACAGGAAAGAGUACAACAUUGGAGUUCUGCGCCACCUACAGGUCAUCUUUGGACAUCUGGCUGCAUCUAGGUUACAGUACUAUGUUCCUCGAGGGUUCUGGAAACAGUUCAGGUUAUGGGGGGAACCGGUGAACUUAAGAGAGCAGCACGAUGCUCUGGAGUUCUUUAACUCUUUGGUGGACAGUCUGGAUGAGGCCCUGAAAGCUCUUGGACACCCACCCAUGCUGAGCAAGGUUCUGGGUGGCUCCUUUGCCGAUCAGAAGAUCUGUCAGGGUUGUCCUCACAGGUACGAAUGUGAAGAAUCCUUCACUACGUUGAAUGUGGACAUUAGAAACCAUCAAAACCUCCUUGAUUCGAUGGAGCAGUAUGUCAAAGGUGACUUACUGGAAGGUGCCAAUGCCUACCACUGUGAAAAAUGCAACAAGAAGGUUGACACUGUAAAGCGGCUGCUUAUUAAGAAGCUGCCCCCAGUGCUGGCCAUCCAGCUGAAACGCUUUGACUAUGACUGGGAGAGGGAGUGCGCCAUCAAGUUCAAUGACUACUUUGAGUUCCCGCGGGAACUCGACAUGGAGCCGUACACGGUGGCAGGAGUGGCCAAGCUGGAGGGCGACAACGUGCACCCGGAGAACCAGGUGAUCCAGAAUGAACCCUCAGAGAGUGAAGACCCUGGCGGCUCAAAGUACCGACUGGUUGGCGUGCUGGUGCACAGCGGCCAGGCCAGUGGGGGCCACUACUACUCCUACAUCAUCCAGAGGAACGGUGGCGACGGCGAGAAGAACCGCUGGUACAAGUUUGACGAUGGCGACGUCACCGAGUGCAAGAUGGAUGACGACGAGGAGAUGAAGAACCAGUGCUUUGGGGGAGAGUACAUGGGCGAGGUCUUCGACCACAUGAUGAAGCGCAUGUCCUACCGCCGCCAGAAGAGGUGGUGGAACGCCUACAUUCUGUUCUACGAGCGCAUGGACUCUUCAGAGCGGGAUGGAGAGCUGGUGAAGUACAUCACGGAGCUGACCAUCUCCGCCAAGCCGCACCAGAUCAAGAUGCCAGCCGCCAUCGAGUGCAGCGUGCGCAAGCAGAACGUGCAGUUUAUGCACAACCGCAUGCAGUACAGCCUGGAAUAUUUCCAGUUUGUAAAGAAACUUCUGACCUGUAACAGUGUCUAUUUAAACCCACCCUCAGGACAAGAUCAUCUUUUGCCGGAGGCAGAAGAAAUAGCUCUGAUUAGUAUUCAGCUUGCUGCUAAGUUUCUGUUCAGCACUGGAUUCCACACAAAGAAGGUCGUUCGUGGUCCUGCCAGUGACUGGUACGAUGCGCUCUGCAUCCUGCUGCGUCACAGCAAGAACGUGCGCUUCUGGUUUGCACACAAGGUGCUCUUCUCGUUCCCCAAUCGCUUCUCCGAGUACCUGCUGGAGUGCCCCAGCGCGGAAGUGAGGGGCGCCUUUGCCAAGCUCAUUGUAUUUAUUGCACACUUCUCCCUCCAAGAUGGGCCCUGUCCUUCUCCAGUUGCCUCCCCAGGACCUCCCAGUCAGCAACAGGCCUGUGACAAUUUGAGCUUGAGUGACCACUUGCUGAGAGCCGUGCUGAACCUGCUGCGGAGAGAGGUGUCUGAACACGGCCGUCAUCUGCAGCAGUACUUCAACCUCUUCGUCAUGUAUGCAAACCUGGGCAUGGCAGAGAAGACCCAGCUGCUGAAGCUGAGCGUGCCAGCCACCUUCAUGCUGGUCGCCCUGGACGAGGGGCCUGGACCUCCCAUCAAAUACCAGUAUGCGGAGCUGGGCAAGCUGUAUGCUGUGGUUUCCCAGCUGGUGCGCUGUUGCGAUGUCUCAUCUCGCAUGCAGUCUUCGAUCAAUGGCAAUCCCCCACUGCCAAACCCCUACGGUGACCCCAACCUGUCACAGCCCAUUCUGCCGGUGCAGCAGCUAGUGGCAGAGAUCCUGUUUGUGCGCACGAGCUACGUGAAGAAGAUCAUUGAGGACUGCAGCAACUCUGAGGAGACUGUCAAAUUAUUGCGAUUCAGCUGCUGGGAGAAUCCCCAGUUUUCCUCCACGGUGCUCAGCGAGCUACUCUGGCAGGUGGCGUACUCCUAUACCUAUGAACUUAGGCCGUACUUGGACCUACUGCUUCAGAUCUUGCUAAUAGAGGACUCCUGGCAGACCCACAGGAUCCACAACGCUCUGAAGGGGAUCCCCGAUGACCGCGAUGGCCUCUUUGACACCAUACAGCGCUCCAAAAACCAUUACCAGAAGAGAGCCUACCAGUGCAUAAAGUGCAUGGUGGCACUUUUCACUAAUUGUUCAGUAGCAUACCAGAUCCUCCAGAGUAAUGGAGACCUGAAGAGAAAAUGGACGUGGGCUGUGGAGUGGUUGGGUGACGAGCUGGAGCGCCGGCCGUACACGGGAAACCCCCAGUACACCUAUAACAACUGGUCGCCCCCGGUGCAGAGCAACGAGACCUCCAACGGGUACUUCCUGGAGCGCUCACACAGUGCAAGGAUGACCCUGGCCAAGGCCUGCGAGCUGUGUCCUGAGGAGGAACCUGAAGACCAAGAAGCUCCAGAUGACCACGACGCUUCACCCCCAGAAGACACCACACUGUACCCCCACUCUCCAGGAGCACAGUACCAACAGCAGAAUAACCACCCCCACGGACAGCCGUACACAGGCCCCGCAGCACAACACGUGAACAACCCACCGCGCCCAGGCCAGCGAGCACAAGAGAACUGGGAGGCGACCGAGGAAACAGCCCCAGCCCAGCCUAAAGAAUAACCCCGGGUCCAGCGUCUCAUCCACUUCUCCAACAUCUCCGGCGAGACACUGGAUCCAGGCAGAAGGCCAGGCCUUUCACUUCAUUACCUCUCCAGGUCCCUUGUGCCCACAGUUCAACUCUUUUUGUAUUUUACCUGGAGUGGAAAGACUUGUCCGCCCUGCAGAGAAUUCCUGUCAUAAAAUACAACCUUGCCUGCAGUGCAAAGUGUAUAGUGUUGUAAUAAACUGGGCCUGAAGCUCUUGUGGAAAUGGCAAGGGUGUACAUAGUAUGUUGUUUGUCUCUCAGUUCCUACAGCAAGACUGACUGUCUGCUGGUGGAGAGUUUAAUAAUAACAGCAACAAAAAAAGACCUUUUGCUUUGACUUUGCUGGGCAGUCUGGGUCACUUAAAUUUUAGGGGGGGAAAUGACAAACCAUUACUUGUGUCAACCACUGUAACCAUGCCAAAUUGGCUCCGCUGCCUGAGUUGAUAUGGGGUUUUUUGGAAUGGCCGGGUUAACACUAUGACAUUUUCUCUUGUCGUGGAAAGUGAUUUGUUCUAGAACUUCCAUUGCCUUUCUUUCAUUCGUUUUGAAACUCUAGUUAAUAUGUUGUAACAUUUUAGCAUGGCUUGACACCAGAUUUAGUGCGGCCAAAGAGAGACUCCUUACAGCACAGCAGCGGCUGUCUGACUGCUCUGAAGCGCCCUUAGUUGCAUCUCUAUUUCCUGAGAUUUUGUUAUUGUAUAUGGUGGAAGAAACAUGGUUUUCAUUGACAGGAACUGGGAAAUAAUAUUUCUAGCUGUUCUUUUCCUUUAAGCCUUCUAGAUUAACUCUUAAUUACCACCCUGUCACUUCAGCCCAGAUGAAAGGUAAGCCAUCUGAAGUGUAUAUACCUAAUCCUCUCAUAUGGUCUGGUGUGAAGACCCAUCAGCCAUGGGAAAUGCACACAUGAACAGCGUUGUGGGAUUACUGCUGGUUAGUCAAGGUCAACCGUUAGAUGUGUAGCAAAGUAUCGUUCGUUAGGAUUUAAGGAUAAUGGUAAGUACUGAAUUUUGAUUGGUAACUUGAUUGUGGUCGUUUUGUCUAAAGUACCAAAAACCUUAAGCCCCACAACCUUUAUUUCACUAUUUUGCUAUUUUAUUUUAGAGGGAUUAUUUUGCUGAACUGUGGAAAAAAUAUUGAGGAACAUUUUGUCCUUGUGUUAUUUUUUAAAGAAAAAACUGACUGUACAGAAAUCUCCGCCUUGUUUUGCCGACUUUUGUUUUGGCCAUGGUGACGUUGAAUUCUGGAUUUACAGUUGCAAUGUGCUUUUUUUGUGCACAAAUGAAACAAAAAGCAAACUUUGCGCCCCUUAGCAAGAAUAAAGUAAACAAUACUGACAUCUUAACAGUCUCAUUUUAUUUAUAGUAUGUUGUAAAUACUUCAUACAGGUAGAAAUGUAACAAAUGGCAACGUCUUACUGAAUUUUGAUAGGUGGCGAGCGACAAAUGGAAGGGGCAUGCAAUGGCAACAGAAGACACCAUUUGAAAGUGUGUGAAUUUGCAAAACGUUUAGCCUAAGUUUGCCAAAUCCAAACCAGUGGCCUAUAUUGUUUCUUACUGUGCUAUGGAGACCUAAGGAAGAGUUGGCUUCCUAAGAGCAAUGCAUCCUGGGAAAGGACAAGAAGCAGCAACCAUUGGAAGAAAUUGGACAACCCACAGGGUGUACUGGUGCAAUGUUGUACUGGUUGUACAGAGACUGGAGCUCUACUGCUAAUGCACUACAGGCCAUUGUCCUUUUGCAUUCUUCCUUCAGGGGACAAAACCUCCACUUGUCUGUAAGGUCUCUUAGCAUUGCCUUUUAUCUUUUUUUUUUAUUAAUAGAAUAAUUUUUGGCAUUUUUGUUUUCAAUAACUCAAAGUUCUUGUGAAACAUGCAUGAAUAAUAAAAUCCCAUGAUCUGCCUUAGUGCACUGUACAAACCCAAUACACUGUAAAAUUCUACUUUUAAAAAGAAAAUAAAUAGUAUUUCAAUUAA